AUGGCUCCGAGGAAGAGAACAGGCGGUGGAGCAAAGAAAUUCAACAAUCAGAAUCAAAAUCAGCAAUCCCAGCUGCCCAAAUAUGGAAUCCAGCAUUUCUUCGACCAACAUUCCCAGAGUCAGAAAUCCCUUUCUGAAAAUAGCUCUAAAAACAAUAUCAAUCUGAGAAACCCCAUUUCCGAUUCUGUCACUGGGAAGAAACAAAAUUUGCAGAUUUCCCCCAAAGUCAAGUCAGUUGAUCCGAAGUUGAAUAAAGGAUUGGAAGAUGCGAGUGUGGAAGCUAAGGAACCCAAAAAAUUGGCUAGGAAAAUUGAUUCCAUGAGUAAAUAUUUGAGGGGUGGAAGUACAAAUAAUGUGGUAGUAUCAAGUAAAAUUAAUGUGAACAAUGGUGUUUCUGGGCAUGAGUCCAGAAAUGAAAUGGGGAUUUUGCAGGCUUCUAAUAUGAGAAAUGGGGAUUCAGGUACCAGUGAAAAAUCUAGCAAUCAUUUGAAUACGGGGAUUGUGCCUUUGGAAAAUAUUAUAAAUGGGGGUAAUUUGGGGGAAAGUGAGUUGAAUAAUCAAUCUCAGAAUACACCGUAUGAGAAUAUUUUGCCAGUGGAUAAUGAUGACGUGGAAAAUCAAUUAGAGGUGUCGCCUGAGGCUUGCAAGUCGUUGUCCGUCAAGCGCUUCAAGUUUUCUCCGGGAAUGUUAAUAAAGCAAAGCCAGGAUGAUGGAGGUGAUGAGGUGACAUGGAGAAUUUCUCCAGUAAAUGAGCGGCUCCAUUCAAUGUCAAAGCACUUUCCAGGGAUGAUCAAAGUCUUGGCAGAUUCUUCUAGGUUAAACUCCAUGAAUUUUCAGCAAUGUUCACAGAAAAAGGUGCUAGCUUCUCCUGGUGAGUCAGGGAAUCUAGAAAAGUGGCUCUCUUCCCCUCCACUAAAGGCAGAUGAAAAAUCUUUGAUAUGCUCGGAUAGGGUUACCUUGAGAAAGGUGAAUUCAGACCGUGAUGUGGAUUUUCAUGGAAGCAAUGGAACCAAUAGUAAGAGUAACUCUGAUGUUUUUAAUAGUCAGAGCCCUUUUAAUACUCCACCAUCUCUAUCUUUUUGCCAUGACAAGGCUGCUGAUGGUUUAGAUUCUAGUGGAGUGCCUGAUGAACAGGGUUCAAGGCAGCACAAAAAGGCAUUGAUUGAAAUUUUAGAUCAAGUAGAAAAUGUAAUAUCUGUUGAAGAAUCAGAAUGUAAGGACGAGGAAACAUUAUUAGAAGCUGAAAGAUGCCCUGAAGCUGAUCUUGCUGUGAAUCAAUUGACAAUCAAUUCAAAUGAAAAUAUCAACAGCAAAGCUUCUAAUUGCCAUUUUCUUGUAUUGGAGGUUUCAGAAAAGCAUGGGUCUACUGAUUCAUCUGGGCCUCAUUUCCCUUUUAAGGUUCUACGCUUACUGAAUGAACAGAGUGGAGAAGAGCGGGCAGUGCAGUUAUGGGAUGAAUGGUUUUUCAGCGUUGUUGCACCUGGAGAUACUGUUCACGUCAUUGGUGAAUUUGAUGGUCAUGGGAAGUGUGAUGUAAAUCGCGAGAACAAUUUUCUGAUUGCCCACCCGGAUAUUCUGGUGUCUGGCACUCGGGUUGCUUCUAGUUUCAGCUGCCCAAGGCGUGCUAUCCUGGAUGAGAGGUUAAAAAGUAACGAGCAUUCAGCUGCAGCAUUAAUGGGUACCUUGUUGCACCAGAUAUUUCAGGCUGGGCUCAUCAAGGAAUCUCCCACAAAAGAGUUUUUGGAGGAAUAUGCGAGAAUAGUGCUUCAGAAAAACCUUGAGAACCUAUAUGCAUGUGGAGUGGAUGAAAUUGAUACUCAAAAAACCUUGUUUGCGGCUAUCCCAAAAAUACUGAACUGGAUAUCCAGCUUCCGAGAUUCACAGGAUUUCAAAAGUCCAAGCAUUGAUUUUAAAUGUGAUGAAGGACUGAAGAAGAUCAAAAUUUCCGAGGUAAUUGACAUCGAGGAAAUGGCAUGGGCUCCAAAGUAUGGCUUGAAGGGGAUGAUUGAUGCCUCUGUGCAAGUAAGGAUUGAAUCAACCUUGCAUGAGGCUCAUGAGAUGAUAAUGCCAUUAGAGUUCAAAACUGGGAAGGGAACUAGUGGCCAGACAACCAUGGAACAUAGUGCACAAGUGAUGCUAUAUGCCCUCCUUAUGUCAGAAAGAUACAUGAAAAAUAUCGAAUGUGGCCUUCUGUAUUAUCUUCACACAGAUCAGACACAGGGAAUUUCUGUACGGAGAUCUGACUUAGUUGGGCUUAUAAUGCGUCGUAAUGAGCUUGCAAAUGAUCUUCUAAAGGCAUUAACCGCUCAGCAACUGCCACCAAUGUUACAGAGUCCAAAUAUGUGCAAAGGUUGUCGCCAUCUUAGCGUUUGUUCUGUUUACCACAAGGCUUAUGGUGGAACUACUGAAGGUAGCGGACUGGGGGAUGUGUUUGACUCGUUGAUCUCUCAUUUAACAACUGCGCAUACCGAUUUUCUCAAAAGAUGGGAGCGGUUAGUUGACCUGGAGGCUAAAGCGCUGGAGGUUGUAAAGAAAGAAAAUUGGUGCUCGCAGAGCUUAAGGAACGACCCUUCCCCUAUUUCCCUUUCAUCUCUUGUUCUUGACGCUUCAGAUAAACCACUUCACAAAAACUUUUGCAAGAACAACAAAUUUGUUUAUCGCUUUGUACACCGAGAUUUUCCUUUGUCUGGAACAGAAGAACUGAAUAGGGGUUCUCUGAACUCUUCUUUGUCCUUGGAUUGUGCACUUAGGAUGGGUGAUUAUGUGAUAUUAAGCAUUGAACCUGGUUGCCAUCGAGUUGCUAAUGGAGUGAUAGUGGAUGUUGGUAACUCCCAUGUUACAGUAUCUUUCACAAAGUGCUUAAGGCUUCCGGGAAGCAGUCGUAAAUCAGCAACACGAGAACUUCAUCUGCAAUCCUGGAGGAUUGACAAAGAUGAAGUUAUGUCAUCAUUUGCCAUCAUGAGGUUUAACCUUGUACAAGUUUUUCUGCAAAAUGAACGUAGUUCUCACCUGCGGAAGAUGAUCGUUGACCUUGAGAUGCCUAGGUUUGACAGCGGAUGUAUAUUUAGUCAAGAUCCUGCUAUUUCAUAUGUCUGGUCAGAGAAAAGUUUAAAUGAUGAUCAACGCAGAGCCAUCCUCAAGAUACUUACUGCAAAGAAUUAUGCCCUUAUACUUGGAAUGCCUGGAACUGGCAAAACGUCCACUAUGGUGCAUGCUGUGAAGGCGUUGUUGAUGAGAGGUGCAUCCAUUUUGCUUACGUCCUACACAAACUCAGCUGUUGAUAAUUUACUUAUCAAAUUGAAAGCUCAGGGAAUAGAUUUUAUACGCAUUGGAAGAGAUGGAGCUGUGCACACGGAAGUUGAAGGGAAUUGUAUAUCAGCUAUGAAGAUGGAUAGCACUCAAGAGAUUAAGAUAAAGCUGGAACAAAUCAAAGUUGUUGCGGUCACUUGUUUGGGGAUAAAUAACCCUUUGCUCACUAACAAGAGAUUUGAUGUAUGCAUAAUGGAUGAAGCAGGACAGAUUACCCUGCCGGUGUCUUUGGGACCGUUGAUGCUUGCAUCAAAAUUUGUUCUUGUGGGAGAUCAUUAUCAAUUGCCGCCGCUUGUUCAGAGUCCAGAGGCAAAAGAGAAUGGAAUGGCCGUGAGCCUCUUCUGUAGAUUAUCAGAAGCGCAUCCACAGGCAAUUGCUGCUUUACAUAGCCAGUACCGGAUGUGUGCAGCCAUAAUGGAACUCUCAAAUGCAUUGAUAUAUGGAAACAGACUGCGUUGUGGUUCUUCAGAAAUAGAGAAUGCCAAACUCAAGUACACAUGUAAAGCAUCUGCUCCUUCGUGGCUGGAGCAGGUUUUGAAUCCAAAGCACCCAGUGAUAUUUAUUAACAUAGAUUUGUUGCCCACAUACGAGAAAACUGACCGCAAAGCCGUAAAUAACCCUAUUGAAGCUUAUAUUAUUGCAGAGGUUACAAAAGCAUUGUUGCUUAGAGGCAUUCGAGGGGAAGAUAUUGGCAUCAUCACACCGUACAACUCUCAGGCAAAGCUCAUUCAGGAAGCUGUUUCUGCACCUGUGGAGAUACAUACCAUUGACAAAUAUCAGGGGAGGGAUAAAGAUUGCAUAUUGGUCUCCUUCGUAAGGUCCAGUCAAAAUCCCGGAAUCAGUACUUCUUCAUUGCUCGGAGACUGGCAUCGUAUUAAUGUUGCUCUUACACGAGCAAAGAAGAAGUUGAUAAUGGUGGGAUCCUGCAGAAGUCUCUCAAAAGUGCCAUUGCUAAAACUUCUGAUUGAGAAGGUAGAAGAGCAGUCAGGUAUGCUUAUUAUCUCCGAUAAGGAUUUUAACAUCAAUGCUGAGCUGAAGAGAUGCUCCAAUAUUAGAUGA
This is a messenger RNA of Fraxinus pennsylvanica, 4368 nucleotides long. The record is from the annotation of a GenBank genome assembly. Lineage: Eukaryota; Viridiplantae; Streptophyta; Magnoliopsida; Lamiales; Oleaceae.